Ooceraea biroi (clonal raider ant) is the source of this 2390-nucleotide messenger RNA. Its product is annotated as protein abrupt. The record is from RefSeq and is a predicted model, not a curated record. NCBI's taxonomy places the organism in Eukaryota, Metazoa, Arthropoda, Insecta, Hymenoptera, Formicidae. Gene Ontology annotation, cellular component: nucleus. Gene Ontology annotation, molecular function: protein binding. Gene Ontology annotation, biological process: regulation of transcription by RNA polymerase II.
CAGCCGCAUCACUAUUGUCUUUUUUUCCAUGGCAGAAAUGUUUGACAACUACCGUAAAUAGGCGCGUCCCAGUUACACAGCACGGAUCACGUUCUUGUAAUAAAAAAGGCAAACAUGACUGCUGCAUUGGCAUCGAAAGAAUUUUCCUUGAAGUGGAAUAACUUUUCGGACAAUCUGACUUCCGGUUUUCUUUCUCACUUGAGCCAGCAUGAUUUGGUCGAUGUGACGCUUGCUGUAGAGGGUAAAUUAUUGGUCGCCCACAAACUAGUCCUUUCUGUAUGUAGCCCUUACUUCAAGAAUAUAUUCAAGGAGCAUCCUACUCAGCAUCCAGUGAUAAUACUAAAGGAUGUGAAGUACGAGGAGCUUUUAGCUUUGUUAAAGUUUAUGUAUCAAGGGGAGGUAAACGUGAGGCAGGAGGACUUACCUACUUUCCUGAAAGUGGCACAGAUGUUGCAAAUAAAGGGGCUGGAAGGCGGCGAGGGGCAGAUCAUACCGCUGUUAAACGAUUACGUGUCGGAUGCACAGGGUGAUCUCGAGGACACUGCCACCUUGUUGGACGCCGCGAGUGAGCAGGGUAGCAAGAACAAGAGCUCGGACGAAUCCGUGCACUCUCACAGGAACAGGAUCAAGAGAAGCGCCAAAAAGAGAAAGGUGCACGCAGUCGAGGGUGACAGCGGAUCGGUCAAGGAAUCUAAAAGGAUAGCGAACGUUAACAGCGUGGACAAUAUCAAUCUUGUGUUAGACGACGACGACGACGACGACGAGAGAUACGCGAACGACUCCGCGAGUAGCAAAAAUGUUACCCACGACGGCGAGAGUAACGAUGCUAUGAACGAUAGCGAAGAAAUAAUCGAGUUACCUGACGAAUCCAUUGCGAGGAAAUUUACAACGCAGUCAGAAGCCGUGGAACCAGUAACUUACAGGCUCUCCGCGAGAGGCAGACCGCAGCUGGUCCACGAGGGAUACGUGUACAACUUGACCUCCCGUUCCGAGGUGCUGAACAGGUCGCAUUACCGUUGCGCGGAGCAGCACCGUGGUUGCCGGGGUAAAUGCUCGGUGAUCGCCGAGAGGUUCAUGCCCACUGGAGUACGCGAACACAAUCAUCUACCGGGUUAUCAAUCGGAGUACGAUUACAGAAAGAAAAAGGGCCUGGACACGGAUAGUGUCUAAAGAAAUCGGGAUGUCGUAUGUUCUGGAUGAUCUGUGCGUCCGUAUCGAAUUCGACAACUGGAACAGGCGAUAUGCAAGUCGAGAGAUAAGAAAAUCUUCCAGAAGUGGCGUGCACUUCCCUGAUGUCUGAAAACCGGCGACACUCUAGGCUAUAUUAAAUAUAUUCGAGCGUACAAUUGAUCUACCGUGAUCGCGGAUUUUUUUAUACGGUUCUAUCGAAAAGCGAUAUUGACUAUUCCAGUUACAAAUUGUGUAAAUAUUACCGGCAAAGUUUUAGGAUCUGGCCAGUUUAUUUCCUCGGCGGACUGGAUUCUAGAACCUGGCGGUUCUGUACGCUGCUGUUCAGUGAGAUCCAAAUAUAACUGAAUUUGUUUUUAAGGAGAACAUUCCGAGACGUGUCCCAUCAUGACGUUAUGUCGCUGUUACAUUCCUAAAGCGUGUAAAUCAUUUUAAGAGGACUUUUUUACAUAUUUACAUUCCAUUUUAGUUAAUUUAGAGAAUACAUUUUAAGUCUAUAAUUAAUUUCGUAUCUUACCUCAAUAUAAUUAUAUUAAGGCAUAUUUGUUUUAAAUUUGUAGGAUAUCCCGGUUAAAGGUUUCUUGCUGGAUCAUAACAUUAAAUAUAGAUUAUAUUUCGAGUCAUGAGUUUUAAAUUUCUUUUUUAAUAUCGUAAUCUUCCAAUUUUAUAUUUAAAACAAGCAAACUGCUUUCGUUAUCUUCCUGCCUUUCUGCUGUGCUCUUAAAACUUCCAAGAAAGUAUUUAACAAAUUACUUAGUAUAAAUACUGUAAGAGUCAUGAUCCAAUUUAAAUGACAUACUUUUCAAUUUAUAAAUGAAUUUCACUGAACAGAGUCGUGCACACAUGAAAGCCAAAACGAAAGCUGUGAAUUAAGAGAGCGAGUUUAAAGUCUAGUACAAACGUUGUACGCGAGAUACGAACAACGUUGGCCUAAUUUUAGAAAGAGAAACGGGAUUUAUCUUACAUUAUACAAAUACAUUCCGCGACCAAUGUAUAAAGAAGUCUUAACGGUUAAUAUAAAUGCCAUAAUGCUAAAUACCUGUACAAAGUUAAUCGGAAUAUUGUUAACUCUCGUAAGCAUUCCCAGCGAGCAUUCCCAUAUAAAGAUGUUAUAAGAUAUACAGUAUAUUAUGGAUUUUAGCGCAAUUGUGAGAUGCAUUGAUGUUCCAGAAUUUAAUAAAUAGCAUAAUUUAUUUACGUGA